UUAAAUGUGUCCUACCCCGCAACGGGGUGCCAGAAGCUCUUUGAGUUUGAUGAUGACAAGAAAUUGCGUGCUUUCUUUGAGAGGCGCAUGGGCCAUGAAGUAGAAGCAGAUACCCUUGGUGAAGAAUGGAAGGGAUACGUCCUCCGCAUCUCUGGAGGCAAUGACAAGCAAGGUUUCCCCAUGAAGCAGGGUGUCCUCACAAAUGAGCGUGUACGUCUGCUGCUUUCCAAGGGCCACUCUUGCUACCGCCCACGUAGGGAGGGAGAGCGAAAGAGGAAGUCAGUCCGUGGUUGCAUCGUAGACAACAGCUUGUCCGUUUUGUGUGUAGUCAUUGUAAAGAAGGGUGAAGGGGAGAUCCCAGGCCUUACUGAUCACAGCGUACCACGUCGCCUGGGACCAAAGCGAGCAUCAAAGAUCCGCAAGUUGUUCAACCUGAGCAAGGAGGAUGAUGUCCGUCAGUAUGUGAUCAAGCGCCCCCUUACUGGCAAGGAGGGCAAGAAGCCCAAGUACAAGGCUCCCAAGAUCCAGAGGCUCAUCACACCCACUGUGCUCCAGCGCAAGAGAUUCAAGAGGGCCCAGAAGCGGGCACGCUUCGCCAAGAACAAGGAAGAGAAGACAGAAUUUGCCAAGCUUCUUGCUAUGAGACAGAAGGAAGCUAGGGAAAAGAGGGCAGAAGAGAUCCGCCGCCGUCGCUCCUCCAUGCGUGACUCAAAGGCUUCAGAAAAGUCCGCAACUGAGAAGCCAGCUGAGAAGCCCGCUGUCAAGAAGACUGCAACCAAGAGGCCCGCAGCUGACAAACCCGCUGAUAAGCCCGCAGCCAAGAAGCAGGCGACUGAUAAGACUGCCGCCAAGAAGCCCGCUGCUGCUAAGACCGCUGCCAAGAAGCCCGCUGCCGCUAAGACAACUGCCAAGGCCCCAGCUGCUAAGUCUGCCGCCAAGAAGCCCGCUGCUGGAAAACCCGCUGCUGCUGCCAAGCCCGCCGCUGGAAAGCCUGCAAAGGGAAAGGGAGCAAAGAAAUAAACUAAUAAAGCCUCCUCUUUAGU
Messenger RNA from Penaeus vannamei (Pacific white shrimp), 1043 nucleotides. It is a transcript of the gene RpS6, whose product is annotated as ribosomal protein S6. NCBI's taxonomy places the organism in Eukaryota, Metazoa, Arthropoda, Malacostraca, Decapoda, Penaeidae. Gene Ontology annotation, cellular component: ribosome. The record is from RefSeq and is a predicted model, not a curated record. Gene Ontology annotation, molecular function: structural constituent of ribosome. Gene Ontology annotation, biological process: translation.